AUGCGUCCCUCGAAGGCACUGUACCUUCUGGCUGCUAACAGCCUAUGUAUAUCGACCGCUGUGGCUCUUGAUCGGACUCGUUCCCAAUUCAAGCACUGGUUUCCGACUAUCGAGCAAUUUGCUAAACACCGGUUCGAAGAUGCAUGCCCUGAGCAGUACGCGAACUACUUUAAUGAAUCGCUCCCUGAUGAAAAUGGGGCGCAUGUACACUCACAAGCCUUGAUGAACUGUAUUCUGGAGGAAUAUGGAGAACUAAAUAUGGCAGGCAUGGCUGUAACAGCUAUCCUUCUGGCCCUUCUACCUUCGGGUCUUGUUCAGUUCGGACCCAGCAUGGCUGAGAUCAGCAUUCUCAGCACUCGGAGACCAGUUCUUGCCACACUUCUGGGCUUCGGAUUGAUGUCACCAAACCCUACUGAGUUCGAAUAUGAGGAGAUCCUGGAGAAAGCAAGCAACGGCGGUGCUCCACUUAUACCGAUACGUGCUUUAGACGGGAGAUACUUCAUUGCCAAGGUCCUUAUCUCUCUUGUUGAGUAUAUCAUUGCAAUGACAGCAGCAGGAAACCUUUUCUAUCAAGUCUAUCGGUUCACAUAUCAGUCCAUAUCCUUAGCACCAUUGAUGGUAUACCUCUAUGGUUUGCCUGAAGCAGCCACACUCUUUGGGUGGGCUUCUCUCAACUUGCCACUUUAUCUACUCAGUUUUGGCGUCUUCGCCCUGGCCUUCCGUCGAGUGAGACCCAAGUCGGGAUACAGCAGAGGGGGGAAUCGCUUGAUGCAGUUGAUCACUACUGAGCUGACUCCCUGCGGCCAAGGGAGAGACCUGAAGAUUGAGCGCCGACCGAAUCGACAAUUCCUGCAACAGUUUCUUGGGAUGGCAGUCAGACUGUUUUCCGGACUUCAUAUCAUCGUUGGCACUGUUCUCAUUGGCAGCAUUGUUCUUAUCCCAAUCGCGGACUCACUACCCCUUAUCUACUCUUUUGUAUUCGCAGCUAUAUUUACUCGGGCUGUAUUGAGCUUCGAGUUGAAUGGUUUGGCUAGGAAGACGACUAUUGUAUCAACAGGAACCGCUGGCCAGAUUGACAAUCAAGUUUAUGAGACACAUGCUCUUGAACCCAAACGCUAUAAUAGCCUAGGCCAGUCUGAUUAG
This is a messenger RNA of Fusarium venenatum, 1143 nucleotides long. RefSeq lists its product as uncharacterized. The record is from RefSeq and is a predicted model, not a curated record. Lineage: Eukaryota; Fungi; Ascomycota; Sordariomycetes; Hypocreales; Nectriaceae.